Molecule: messenger RNA, 1215 nt
Organism: Sporothrix schenckii 1099-18
Lineage: Eukaryota; Fungi; Ascomycota; Sordariomycetes; Ophiostomatales; Ophiostomataceae
Product: cAMP receptor (Car4)
Exons: 2
Coding region: 1-1215 (404 amino acids)
Biological process (GO): adenylate cyclase-activating G protein-coupled receptor signaling pathway
Cellular component (GO): plasma membrane
Molecular function (GO): G protein-coupled receptor activity
Source: RefSeq, a predicted model, not a curated record
AUGACUAUAUCGGCGGACCAGCUUCGCGCGCUCCAGAUCGUCGAGCGAACUGCGUCGUCGCUCUCGGUCGUGGGCAUCGCGACGAUUAUAAUCACCUUCUUCUCCUCCCGAUACUUCCGCAACCCCAUCGACCGGCUGAUCCUGAUCAAUGCCUUUUACAACGCCUUCGACGUCACAGCCACGUUGAUCUCGCUGAGCGGGCCGGCAGCAGGCAACGGCUCGGCCCUGUGCCAGUUCCAGGGAUUCCUGAUGCAAAUGUUCCCGCUGGCCGACGUGCUGUGGACGCUGGCCAUGGCCAUCGAUGUCUUUUUGAUUGUAUAUUACCAGUACGAUGCCAACGCUCUGCGGCGGCUGGAGAUUAAGUACAUUGGCGCCAUCACGGCCAUCACCUUCACGCCCGCGUUUGUGUUUCUGUUUAUCCACACCGCCGAGAAGGGGCACAUGUACGGUAGUGUGACGGCGCCAAGCAGAUCAGGAGAACGUCGCCUUCGUCUGACAACGUACAGGAUCAUUAUAGGUAUCGUCUUCAUCCUCUACUGCAUGGUCGGUUGGAAAAUUGUCAAAGGCAAACGGGCCCUCCGGUCAAUCGAGAGCGACAUCAUCCCACUCGACCUGCAACAAACAGCCGAGAAAGACGACGACGACAACACCACCGAGAGCACUCAGAACACCAAGAGCACGGAGGGCGCAGAGGGCACUACCAGAAACGCCAUUGGCCUCGCCGUAUCGUCGUCCACGCGAACCCUAGGCCCACACACGAGCAUGCACGGCGGCAUGGCUGCCUCGGCACCAACGACCAAAGGACACACUGCCAAGGCGUGGUCCCGCGACGGCACGGAGUCCAUAUCGCCGCUGCGGCCAGUCGACGAUUUUGGCAGCAGCCCAGACCAGUCGGGCAGCGCCAGUUUCAGCAUGAGCCCGAGCCUUAGUAGCCACAAGUGGCAGGCCAACCGGUCGGCCCUGUCGCUGCGGCAGUACCUGCUGAUGCCCGUCAUGUUCUUUGUGGUGCUCAUGGUCAUCUGGGUCGCGCCCACGACGAACCGCCUGCUGUCGUUUGUGGAGCCCUCGUUUGUGUCGUUCCCGCUAUACAUUGCCGUCGGCGCAACGGGGUCGCUGCGCGGGUUCUGGAACGGCUGCGUGUUUUUGGCCGUGGGGUUACGGUCGCGGCAGAGCCAGCGCCGGCUCGAGGCCGUGCGGCCAGGGCAUUAUAGAUGA